Schistocerca gregaria is the source of this 1299-nucleotide messenger RNA. RefSeq names its product serine/arginine repetitive matrix protein 1-like. NCBI's taxonomy places the organism in Eukaryota, Metazoa, Arthropoda, Insecta, Orthoptera, Acrididae. The record is from RefSeq and is a predicted model, not a curated record. The coding region runs from base 1 to 1299 and encodes 432 amino acids. The transcript has 5 exons.
AUGCAAUGCGGAACCGACGGCCGCCGGCGCAGCUGCAGCCGGCGGCAGACCCCGCGGCUGCGACAGCGGGCAGCUAUGCGCGGCCACGCAACGCAGCGCCACGCCACGCAGCCAGUCCGGCGCGCCUGCGCGUCGCCUUCUGGGAGGCAGCACGGCACGGAGCGCGGCCUUCUGGACGCUGACGAGGAAAUGCCGUCGCCGCCGCCGGAGCAGUGUGAUCGCUGGCCCGGCAAGAAGCGGGCAGCGCCAUUGUGCGCCAGCCCCCGCCGGGGGAACUCCCCAGAAAGUGGCGCACGGAUCUGCUUACCUACACACGUCGCUUCAGCACAAACUGUUCCCCGAAAUCAGGUCACGGCUUUAGCAGCUCCCUGGUCUGACGAUAGGCUCCAAAGACGAGGCGGCAGCAGAGGCGAGGGGAAGCCGCGCUUCCGCAAGCGGUCGCGGCGCGCCACGCCGCCACAGCAAGGGCAAGGACGCGUCGCCGUCCGCUGCGCGCUCUGCCCACCUCCAGCACACAAGCACCUAACAGCACGAACAUCUGACCGCCUGUUCCUAGAGAACAAGCGCUCCGUCAGCCGGCCGGUACGGUUCUCACUUCUGGGAACAACCACUGAUGAUCAACUGGAGGUGAAGUUCGGCAGAACUACAGGCAGCUUACUCCCACAACAGGAACUGGAUAUUUAUUCACAUUACCAUCACCGCUCUCGAGGGGGACCACAACUUUCCACUGGGCUGACCGGGCCGGUCGCACACCGCCUCGGGAACGGCUCUCCGCGCGGCAAGCGGCCGGGGCCACCGCCCUGCUGGAAGCGAGAGCAACCUCCGCUCUUUGGCGGCGCUCGCACGAGUCCGGCAGCGGUAGCGACUUGGCGCUCCGCGAGGAGUGAACGUCCUCCGGCGCCGGUGCAGCGGUCGGCCGCGGCGUGUGUGUGUACCCUGGCCAUCGCGGCCGCGACGCUGCAGACGCCGCCGCCGCCGCCGCCGCUGCCGCCGCCGGUGGUGGUGGAGGACGGGUCGCCGGCGACCAGCGGGGGCGGACGGCGGGCGCCUUGGCGCGGCACUGCCCUUCGGCCAAUGGCGUGGAGCGCCUCCCCACCCCGGAGGCGGCGGCGUUUAAAACGCGCGGGCCGCGCCGCGCUGCAACACAGUCCCCUCCGCGCGGCGGGACCACAAGGACGCAGGCGACGCGACGCAGCUGCACCAUCGACGGACGGGUCACCGGUCUGCUGCCUCUGCCCUCAAGUCGGAGCGGCGGGCCUCGCGUUGUAUCAGUCACUGCGCCGCAUCGCGUUUACGUGA